Exophiala oligosperma is the source of this 1880-nucleotide messenger RNA. RefSeq lists its product as uncharacterized. The record is from RefSeq and is a predicted model, not a curated record. The transcript has a single exon. NCBI's taxonomy places the organism in Eukaryota, Fungi, Ascomycota, Eurotiomycetes, Chaetothyriales, Herpotrichiellaceae. The coding region runs from base 454 to 1368 and encodes 304 amino acids.
AUCAAUCAAUCAAUCAAUCAAUCAAUGACUCUCUCACUUUCCGCUUCCUGAUAUCCGUUUUGCUCCCAAAUGUCCCCUUCAUUCCCAACCACUCGCAUGACAAUCCCACCUCUCUUAUGCAUGGACUCAUCCGUAGUCCGUUUAUCUUCUCUAUCUUCUCUGUGUUGGCUGGUCCACUGUGUGUCUCUUUUUUCGCUUGACUAACAAACAAAUCCGAGGGGGUUGUUUACUCCGUACGGAGUACUUGGGACCACUACUUAUUCUACCUGAUAUACAUGACCCUUGAUUACUUCCAACGCUGCUGGUUUCACGUUAACGAUAUGCAAGAGCAACUGCUCUCUUCACCCUGCUGUUGACUGUCUGCCCCUCUGACGUACUCUACACACACACACACACACACAGUCCACAGCAAACCACUCGGGACCCCCAUUUUGGCGGAGUAUCUAUUCCACAAUGUCAUUCCUCCGCAGGACCGCCGACACAUCCGCCCUUUUCCCAGCCUUUCCGACUUAUCUCUUCCCCUCGGUUCCCUUUCGGCGACGCAAGUCUCGUCAAGCGAGCACCGACAGCGACGUCUCGGUCGAGUCUGCGGUGUCGACCGUCACUACCAUCCUCUCUUCGACUUCCUCGAACCCGUUCCCCAGAUACCCGACCCCCACACCGAUCCCUGCGGCGUCUGCCUCGUCGGUCAUCAUCCCACCAGACGACAAGUUUCUGAACGGUCACACUUCACACAUCCAGUGUGCAAAAUGCUCGACGGACCUCUGCCUCACGUCGCAGAUCAUCAGCAAGGGUUUCACGGGCCGACAUGGGCGGGCGUUCUUGGUACAAGGCACGACGAGCCACAUCCACACCACCGCGUCGGCUCUCCCGAAUACGUAUCAGAGCAAGGCGAUCCCUCGGAACUUGGUCACGGGCCAGCACGUCGUCAGUGACAUCAACUGCGCCAUUUGCCGGAGCAUCUUGGGCUGGAAGUACGUCGAGGCGAGCGAGGAGAGUCAGAAAUACAAAGUCGGCAAGUUCAUCCUCGAAACCAAGCGCAUCCGUAUCGGCGUGUCUUGGGAACAAGAGGAGGAAUCACCGCCGACCAAUCAGGCGUACGACGAGAUCCUGCCUCUCCCCCCUCGUGACCUCAAGAGGCUUGUUGAAAAGCCGAGUGUUCAACGACAAAGCAGUGACGAUUUGGAGUUUGAUUCGCAGGACGAAGAUGAGUGUGAAGAUUUGUUCGCCGGGGUCUGGAGCCCUCAAUUGGCGACCAAGAGAAGACAACGAAAGAAGGAGAGGUUUGGAAGACGUCCACAGGGAAGCAGCCUGAUCAGUUUCGGUGCCAAUAGUAGUGUCGACACCUUGUCAUCACCCUGCAACUGAUCAACGAAACUGUCACACCCAACACACUGCUUACGCCUUCUCUUCUCCAAUGGACCCCGGACGUCAAUCACAAGGACCAGGGAACAGGUGACCCCGCCGUCGAGUCGGCAGCAUGGCCAUCACGUUCUUAAAAUUACCUACGACGCGGUUUUGAUAUUCAGAUACCCCCACUUUUAUGAUUUGGCGUUGGUUACGCUCAUGCAUCAUAAACACGAAUGAUACCCUUUAAUCAUGAAGUUGGAGUUAUUGGCGUUUGCAUUUAUUGUGAGCUUGGUGACACUGAAAUGAAAUGAAAUGAAUGUUGCAAUGGCAUGGAACGAGAGAGAGAGAGAAUGAAAUGUACUUAAUGUAAUUGGUGAUCGAUUGGCGUCGGUGAUGGCGCAUUCAUGGAAACUAGCUAUACUUAUACAUGGCACAAUAAUACCGAAGUUUGGAAGAAAUCCCUUUUUUGCGACAUCGUUACUGUCUAUCUAGUGUUACUGGUAACAGGUAACUAGGACUAUAUACUUUGG